GCCUUUGGUGAGUGAAACUUGGGGUGUUGCUUGCUGGGAAUGAAACCCGGAAACCCAGGGAGGACACUGUCGGGUGACCCAGACCUUGUCAGAUCGUGAGACUCUUGGAAUCCUGUGUGUGGGGAGCAGCGGUAGUGAGUGAAUUUGGAUGUGCCUCCUUUCUUUACCUCAAAACUGAAAAGGAGACAAGCUGCCUGCCCCACUUGAGGCUGUAAGACCAGCCAGGGAAGUGGGGAGCCACUUCUGAAUUCAGAGUAGGACGCACCAAGGAGAUACCUGUGCUUCUGAGCCUGAACAGACUCUGGCUUCUGAGGAGACCCUCAGCCCUCAAACCUGAGCAGUGCUAGGAAGCGGCUCCAGAAUUUGGGGACUCAUUACGCACCCCAACCAUGUUCCUGCAACGGCUUGGUGGCUGGCUACCUCGCCCGUGGGGCCGCCGGAAACCCAGGCCUGACCUGCCCACCCCAGAACCCAGGCAGGUGGACAGCUCCGAAAAUUCAGGGAGUGACUGGGACAGUGCCCCAGAAACCAUAGGAGAUGUGGGGCCUUCCAAGACCAAAGACUCAGGGGCCCGGAGGAGCUCUGGGGCUGCUCCAGAACCAAGCAGGGAGACCCGAGCUGAGCAAUUGGGGAGCAAAAGAAUGGAUUCCCUCAAGAGGGACAAGACUGGCUCUAGCACUCAAGAGUCUGGGAGACUGGAGGCUGCAGGGGCCAUUCCUAAACUGGCAUGGCAUCCUGUGGACUCAGGUGGCACCAGGAGGUCUGGACUGUCCCCUGAAGGGGGACUGAACCCCCCUGGGCCUGAAACACCAGUGAAGAAGCCCGGCCGACAUCAGAAGCUGCUGGGCUGGCUGCAGGGGGAACCAGGUGGGGGAGCAGGGGCUCGCUUGCAGUACCUGGGGGGCCCAGAGGAAUGUCUGCAGAUCUCCACCAACCUGACUCUGCACCUGCUGGAGCUGCUGGCCUCAGCCCUGCUGGGGUUGUGUUCGCGGCCUCUGCGGGCAGCCUUGGAUGCGUUGGGCCUGAGCGGACGGCUGGGCCUCUGGCUGCAUGGGCUGCUGUCCUUCCUGGCUGCCCUGCAUGGUCUCCAUGCUGUGCUGAGCCUGCUUACUGCUCACCCCCUGCACUUCGCCUGCCUCUUUGGUCUCCUACAGGCCCUGGUGCUGGCUGUCAGCCUCCGGGAGCCCAGUGGGAAUGAGGAGGCCACUGAUUUGGAGGGUGAGAAGUUGGGGAGAGAGGGUGAGGAGCAGAGGGGAGACCCAGGAAAGGGGCUGUGACUGCAGAGUGGGGUGUGACCCAGGACCUCACCCGCAGUGGGGUGAGAGCAAGGGUGAAGACAGUGUGGCCUUAGCAGGAGAGUGGGGGGCAUGACCCAGAUUGUAAGCUCAGGGAUGGGGAAGAAACCCUCGAGUUUGAGCAUAGGACCCUCCUCACCCACAGGAGAGAAAAGCUGUUUAGGAUGUCUAGGUUUAUGGACAGUGGAGACAUGGCCCUCAAAUUCACCAGCUGUUUUACAUUUCUCCCACCUAUGGUUUUUUUUUUUCCACCUUCACUUUUUAAAAUAAUAAAAAAAAGUGUGGUGGUGGAGGAUAAAGACUAAAGGGUCUUCUCUAUCUUUCAAGACUUCCCAGGGACAGACAGACCUCUGGCUGGGGUGAAGGGUGGUUGGGAGACCCAAAGGACCCCUUGGAUCCUGGGACCUGAGCCAUCUAGAGAAGACGGACUGUAGGCAGGUGGAUUUGGGGUCUGGAUGGGACACACAAGUGACAGGAACCCUGCAAGGAAGCUCUGGGUGUCCCUGGAAGCCAGAGGGAGUGGGGAUGGAGCAGACGGUAUUGGCAGGAGGGCCAGCCUGGGGCUGGCAUCCCAGACAGACAGUGUGGGGAAGCCCUGAAGCUUGCAGUCCCCACACAGAUUAGAGGUUCCCCACUCAGCAAUAAAUCACUGUGUCACACCAGAUCCUAAAUAUAUCACUACAAAGAGAGUUA
This is a messenger RNA of Hipposideros armiger (great roundleaf bat), 1988 nucleotides long. RefSeq names its product chromosome unknown C6orf47 homolog (gene CUNH6orf47). The transcript has a single exon. The record is from RefSeq and is a predicted model, not a curated record. Bases 390 to 1277 code for a protein of 295 amino acids. Lineage: Eukaryota; Metazoa; Chordata; Mammalia; Chiroptera; Hipposideridae.